Messenger RNA from Neoarius graeffei (lesser salmon catfish), 3061 nucleotides. RefSeq names its product E3 ubiquitin-protein ligase TRIM39-like. The record is from RefSeq and is a predicted model, not a curated record. The transcript has 8 exons. Lineage: Eukaryota; Metazoa; Chordata; Actinopteri; Siluriformes; Ariidae. Bases 184 to 1875 code for a protein of 563 amino acids. Gene Ontology annotation, molecular function: zinc ion binding; protein binding.
AGGAAGGGAUUAAAGUCAAAGUGAAAGCAGUUACAGCUCACAUCGAGAAGAAACCCUUAUUUUCACAUUAAUUUCUGAAAUGAACUGCAGGAUUUUCACCGACUCUGAAAUAUAAACACAGACAAUUCUCACUCCCUGAAAAGAGGCGAGUAAAAUAAAGGUUCAAAACACAAGAGGAAGAAAAUGGCUGAAUCUUCAUCACCAGCAAAAAAGAAAAGAAGGAGCAGCAGGGAAGAACCACCUUCAUCAUUUUCUGGUGACUCCAGCAGUCUCCUGUCUGAAGAGCAGCUGCUGUGUUCGAUCUGUCUGGAUGUGUUCACUGAUCCACUCAGCACUCCAUGUGGACACAACUUCUGUAAGAGCUGCCUUACACAGUGCUGGGAGAAGAGUCAACACUGUCACUGUCCAUUAUGUCAAGAAAAAUUCACCAAGAAACCUGAACUGAAGAUUAAUACAACACUGAGAGAGGUUGCAGAUCUCUUCAAGAAGAAACGUGGUCCUGAUAAACCUGGGGUUCUUUGUGAUGCCUGCACUGGAGAGAAGCUGAAGGCCCUGAAAUCCUGUUUGGAUUGUUCUGCAAGUUUGUGUAAAAUUCAUCUAGAGCUUCAUAAUUAUGUGCCCAAACUUAAGAAACACAAAUUAAUAAACCCUGUGGAGAACCUGGAGGACUACAUAUGCCAGAAACAUGAGAGACCGCUGGAGCUGUUCUGUAGAGAUGAUCAGACGUGUGUGUGUCAGUUCUGCACUGAGACAGACCACAAGAAUCACAACACUGUUCCUAUAGAGGAGGAGAGCGGAGAGAGGAAGACUCAGCUGGGAAAAACACAGACAGAUGUGCAGCAGAUGAUUCAGGACCGACUGAAGAAGAUCCAAGAGAUCAAACACUCAGUCGAGCUCAGCAACAGAAGCACAGAGAAAGAGAAAGCAGACAGUGUUGAAGUCUUCACUGCUCUGAUUCGCUCCAUUGAGAGAAGUCAGGCUGAGCUGCUCGAGGUGAUGGAGGAGAAGCAGAGAGCAGCAGAGAGGCAGGCUGAAGGACUCAUUAAAGAGCUGGAGCAGGAAAUCACUGUGCUAAAGAGGAAAGACACUGAGCUGGAGCAGCUCUCACACACUGAGGAGCAUCUCCACCUCCUACAGAUUUACUCCUCCAUGUGCAGCCCUCCACACACCAAGAACUGGACUGAGAUCAGUAUUAACACUGAUCUGAGUGGGGACACUGUGAGGACAGCUCUGUCUCAGCUUCAGCAGACUCUGAAUGAGAAACUCACUAAAACACUCAAUGACAAGUUAAAGGAAGCAGAACUGAAGAGGAUUCAGCAGUAUGCAGUGGAUGUGACUCUGGAUCCUGAUACAGCUCAUCCCGAUCUCAUCCUGUCUGCUGAUGGAAAACAAGUGACAGAUGGAGACAAGCGGCAGAAUCUCCCUGAUACACCACAGAGGUUUAAAUAUUAUCUCGGCGUUGUGGGAAAGCAGAGUUUCUCCUCAGGGAGAUUUUAUUAUGAGGUGCAGGUCAGAGGGAAAACUGCGUGGCGAUUAGGAGUUGUGAGAGAAAACAUUAACAGGAAGGGGAGCAUUACACUGAAACCUCAGAAUGGAUUCUGCACUGUGGGACUGUAUGAUGAGAAUCAGUACUGGGCUCGUGCUGAUCCCGCUGUCCCCCUCACACUGAGAGAGAAGGUGGAGACGGUGGGGGUGUUUGUGGAUUAUGAUGAGGGUCUGGUCUCCUUUUAUGAUGUGAAGUCCAGAUCUCAUAUCUACUCUUUCACUGCUCAGUCUUUCACUCAGAAACUCUAUCCAUUCUUCAAUCCUUGUUUAAAUGAUGGAGGUAAAAAUUCAGCCCCACUGAUCAUCUCUCCUGUAUUAAAGACUGAAUGAAUUUUCAACUCACAGAUUUAAUCAUCUAUUAAAUGGUGAGAAUAAAUAGAAAUAUUUUACAUUUUCUGGUUAAUUUUAGAAAUACAUAUUCCCCUUUAAAAUGCUGUACAGUGUAUUUUAAUACCUGGGUUACUUUUUUGCAGAAACAAAUAAUUUUACUCCUACUGUCUGUUUUUACACAUUUUGAUUGUGGAACUUUGUCAUGACAAAUCAAAUAUUAAUAAAGAUUAUUUACAGUUCACACUGAGUUUUACUGCAGAAUUUAAUCUGAUCAGUAAAAUGUAUGAAGUUCAGCUGCUGAUGUCUGUGUAAAUAAAACCAAACAAAACUGUUUCUCCUUCAAACCUCAUCAAACACAAACAAACCUGUAUUUUAUUUCGAAAUAAAAGUGUCAGGGUUUUUCUGUUCUUCAAAAUAGAAAUGAAUGAAGAAAUGAAUCCUCAAUCUGCACUAAAUCCUUCCAUCUGCUGGUACAAAGGUGAAAUGACGCGGGCCAUUUGGGCUCAAAAUACUAAAUUAAAACAAAUAUGUUAAAUGUAGGAUGGCAGAGGGAGUCUCAUUAAUAGCGGAGCUCCAGUGGAGUACCAUACCUAAGAAAAAAUGGUAAACCCAUCAAGUCGAUUUUUUUGUGGUUGUACCACCAGCAGUGGCAUAGUCAGGAUUUUUUACAUGGGUUGGCCAAAGGGGAACCAAGGAUAUACCAGGGGUGGCCAUAUUUCCUGUAUUCUGAUGUAUCUGGUGCCUAACUCAUGAACAAAACCCAUGUGAGCCAAGAGGUCAGAAAUCUCAUCUCAUUAUCUCUAGCCGCUUUAUCCUGUUCGACAGGGUCGCAGGCGAGCUGGAGCCUAUCCCAGCUGACUACGGGCGAAAGGCGGGGUACACCCUGGACAAGUCGCCAGGUCAUCACAGGGCUGACCAGGCCCGGCCCUUACCAAUUUGACACCCUAGGCAAGAUUUUAGGUGGCGCCCCCUCCCCAACACCAGUUAAAGCCACUGAUAGUGUAUCUAUACUAACAAGAAAUGGAAUAGCUUUGUCUUAAAACAUUCUUUUAUUUAAACAAAAAAAUUGCACGUUCAAAGUACUUAAUUAAAGGCAUUAAAUAAAGAAAUUGCACAUUCAAAAUAUUUAAUACUGAAUUAAAGAAACAAAUACAAAAUAUGAACUGAAUAUAUGAAACAUAAUAUA